This is a messenger RNA of Larimichthys crocea (large yellow croaker), 2437 nucleotides long. RefSeq names its product chromosome VI C1orf159 homolog (gene cvih1orf159). Lineage: Eukaryota; Metazoa; Chordata; Actinopteri; Sciaenidae. The record is from RefSeq and is a predicted model, not a curated record. The transcript has 9 exons. Bases 203 to 796 code for a protein of 197 amino acids.
GUGUUAAACGAAAGCAGGUAGUUAUGAGCUGCGCACUGUAGGGGAUCAUCUAUGGUGGAGCUGCAGAGAGGGUGUGUGUGUCGAUGACAAAGCUGACAAAUAUUAUAAACUGUCUUCUUCAGACCAGACCUAACUUUGGUUAAACGCCACAACUCGGAGUUAGGUGAGGCCGAAGCCUGGCGUUCAGCUGGGUUCUUCGAAUAUGGCUCUGUCAUUCCUUUUGGUCUUGGCUGCAACUGUGAUACUUAUCAGACCCGAGACACCUGUAACUAAGGCCCUACAUCAGAACUCACUUGAGUGCUGUGGUGACAAACAGAAAGUGAACAAUUCAUGUUCGAAUGACACUCACUGUGAACCAGGAUGCUUCUUGCGUGUCCUUGAGAACAGCAACACUGUUUGCAUAUUCUGUGACUCAGCAGCUGUGGAUAUGGAGAACAUAACAGUCUGCACCUACAAUUACACAGUGGAGAAGAAAAACCACACAACUGUAACUACUGUCAUUCCUAAAAUUGGAGGCCCAGGUGUGGCAGCUUCUCUCCUUUUGGGAACACUGUUGAUCAGCCUGUUCCUGAUCCUCUCCGUCGCCUCCUUUUUCUACCUCAAACGCUCCAACCGACUCCCGAGCAUCUUCUACCGCCGCAACAAGGCCUUCAUAUUCCAACCAAGUGAGACAGCUGUCAUGAUCCCCUCCACAUCAGCGAGGAAGCCAAGAUAUGUCAGACGGGAGCGGCCCUCUGCAACGUCGACGCUGAAUAGUGCCACCGUACCCACCACAUCCUCCACUCAAGACUACUAAAGGUGCAAAGGGAGGGAUGGUGCAGGUAGGAGAGAACGCUCAGGAACGAUGUUCAUGUUAAGGUUCACCGGCGUGAGGGAAAAGACCAGUUGACUCGUACACAAGUGGCCAAAUUGAACUGUAGCUGCUUCUGCUGCAUUCUUGUCACCAAGAGUAUCAUUUCUGUUUUUUAAGUAUCGGCAGCCAGUAAUUAACAUAAAUAUGCCCAACUUAAAUAUCCAAUGGAAAUGUAUUGUAUUCUCCUCAUGCAGCACUACAGGAUCACUGCUUUGUUUUUUUUUAGUCUGAACACUGUCAUUAAAUAGUUUUUUAUCUGCUGAAAACACUGAAAGUGACGGGUCUGUUAAAGGAAUAGUUUGACACUUAAGGAAGUAUACUUAUUGCUCAUCUGAAUUUAUAUCUUUUUUUCAUAGUCUGUAAAAACUGAAGUGGAAACAACCCAACACAAGAUUUAACGUGCCGAUGAGUGAGCUGUUGAGGUGCUGUUGCAGUGCCAGGCUAGGUUUCCCCCUGUAUUUAUGCUAAGCAGCUGCAGAUACAAGACACAGACAUGAGAUCGUCAAACUGUUGCUUUUUAUGAAUCGAGCCAAGACAACGUGACAGCCCAGAAAUAUAUAUUUUAGGCUAGCUAAUCAGGUUUUUGUGAUAUUUAUUUGAAUUUUGUAUCUGUGCACUGAUUUUAAUCCGAGGAGCAGGAUAUGGAUUUGAUUAAUGGCACUUCUGGUGGAUUGGGACGAUCACUGGAGACCCUGUACAGAUGAUUCUUCAUUGAUUUUUGUGUUUUUUUUUUUAUUAUUGUUGCAUUUGUAUUUAUUAUUUUUUGCAAACUUAACCAAGCUGAAUGUAUUACACACGCGUGCAACAAAUCGUGCACCAUGCAUUCCACGACAGACCCAGUCAAUCAGGACAGAUUGAAAGUCAUUAAACAAAAUCAGUUUUUUGAUCCUGCAAAAACUUCUAAUUUCAUUAAGUCAAUUUAAAUUCCAAUAUAUUUUAAUUACCAAAUCCCUGUGCACUUUAUUUGUCUGAGAUCAUCAGCUAAUUUUUAAAAGAAACACUCUCUUUUUUUGUUGUUGUUCUUGUUGUAUAGAUGGCAACAUUAUUGUUGCAUUGUGAACAUUACUUGACUACUAUUAACUUUUGCCAAAUGUUGUCUGAAGAAAAUGGCUUUUACUGAGUGCCAUUACUGUGAUUAUUGUGCCAUAAUUAGCUUUAAACGCAGCCAGGAAACGUUCAGUGAUGACAUGAAGAAUAAUUGGGUAUUUGAAUUAUAUCCAGUGGCCUUUACUGUACACAACUCUAAAACAAGGCUAGUUAUCCAUGUUUCAUUUGCUACAUGGUAUUUUAUUUCUUAUAGUUUUAUACCUUGACAACAAUAAGGCUGUAAAGAGUUAAUCCUGUCCUCAGUAUAGGUGAAGCCAUAUGAAGUGAACCAGAUAAAAGGCAGCAACCAUUCCAUGAAUAUUCCUCUUUUUUGCUUCAUCUGUCUGCUGUUGUACAGACAACCAUAAGCUGAAUACAUGUACAUAUUGUUUUAUACAAAUGACAUAUUGUUUUUGUAAUGAUGUUCUUUCUAGUUCGCCAUGAAGAAUGUUCUGAAGAUGUAUGAAAUGUUUGGAGAAAUAAAGCACCUUUCCAUAA